Molecule: messenger RNA, 2125 nt
Organism: Nymphaea colorata (pocket water lily)
Lineage: Eukaryota; Viridiplantae; Streptophyta; Magnoliopsida; Nymphaeales; Nymphaeaceae
Product: stomatal closure-related actin-binding protein 1
Exons: 13
Coding region: 273-1751 (492 amino acids)
Biological process (GO): actin filament organization; regulation of stomatal movement
Molecular function (GO): actin binding
Source: RefSeq, a predicted model, not a curated record
GCCGAGAGAGAGAGGGAGGGAUUCCUUGCGCUCGCCUUUUCAAAAGCGAGUCGGCCCGAAAUUCCCUUCGCUCUCUCCUUUUUCCCACUCACGCUAUUUAAAACUCCCUUCUCUCUCCGCUCUCUCUACUCUCUGUGUUUUCAUUUUUCAUGGUCUUUGGUCGCGAUAACGACGAACGGAUAGAAGACGCUGGCCUUUUUCCGGGAUAAAUGAAGCCCUAGGGACCGGAAACGUCGCCGGUAAAUUCUUGAGAGACUGACAGUUGGUCGACAAUGAGGGUAAACGGGGUGGAGGAGCCUAUGCAAAGGGAGUCGGUUCAGACGGUAUCUGCUGAUGUGAAUUUCGCUACCAGUAGAUUCCCAAAUUACAGAAUUAGUGCAAAUGACCGCAUUGUGGAUCCAAAAGAAAGCCCUGACUUACCAUCUAUGAAGGAUAUUGUUGCUCGGGAGACUGCCCAGCUGCUAGAGCAGCAAAAAAGAUUGUCAGUGAAAGAUCUUGCAAGCAAGUUCGAGAAGGGUCUUGCUGCGGCUGCCAAGUUGUCUGCUGAGGCAAAGUUUCGAGAGGCAGCCUCAUUAGAUAGACAGGUCCUUUUGAAGAAAUUGCGAGAUGUUUUGGAAUCACUAAGAGGUCGGGUGGCAGGUCGAAAUAAGGAUGAUGUGGAGGAGGCCAUUUCCAUGGUGGAGGCAUUAGCUGUUCAGUUGACCCAGAGAGAAGGAGAAUUACUUCAGGAAAAAUCUGAAGUAAAAAUGCUUGCUAGUUUUCUUAAGCAGGCUUCAGAGGAUGCAAAAAAGAUGGUUGAAGAGGCAAGAGCAGUUGCUCAGGCAGAAAUUGAAAGCGCUAGAGAGGCAGUGCAUCGCAUUGAACAAGCAUUUUCGGAACAGGAAAAGGUGUUACAAGCUUCUGAAAAGCAGGAUCUGAAUGAGUUGAUGAAGGAGGUUCAAGAGGCAAGGAGAAUAAAAAUGUUGCAUCAGCCAAGUAAGGUAAUGGAUAUGGAACAUGAGCUCCAGGCCUUGCGGAUUCAACUAGCAGAAAAGUCGUUGUACUCCUUGCAACUACUCAAAGAGUUAUCAGUCAGUAAAAAACUUGGGGAGAAGAAACCUCAGUUGUUUGAGUUAGAUGGCCCUGAAUCUUUAGGUUCAUGUUUGCGGAUUGUCGGUUGCGUGGAUGAUGCUCCUGAUCUCUCAGAACAUGAUAUUCAGUGGUAUCGGGUUUCACCUGAAGAUGGAAAAAAGGAAAUGAUCUCAGGUGCCAGCAAGUCCAUUUAUGCUCCAGAGCCUUUUGAUGUUGGCCGACAGUUGCAGGCGGAAAUUGUUUUGCCAGGGCAAACGGUUGCAGUGACAACUAUUGGCCCUAUAGAUCCUGCUGCUGGAUUGGGCAACUAUGUGGAGGCACUCGUUAGAAAAGCUGAAGCGGAGUUCAAUGUUGUCAUCAUUCAGGUGAAUGGGCUUGAACAAUCGUCACAUCCAAUACAUGUCUUCCAUAUAGGGAAAAUGAAAAUAAAGCUUUAUAAAGGAAGAGCGAUAAAGGCAAAGGAAUCCUAUUCUUCUUCAAUGCAGAUAUGCGGAGUUAGAGGUGGUGGCAAUGCUGCAGCACAGACGCUAUUCUGGCAGGCAAAAAGAGGCCUUUCCUUUACGCUAGCCUUUGAAUCAGCAAGAGAAAGGAAUGCAGCAAUCAUGCUGGCCAGGAGGUUUGCGUUUGAUUGUAAUAUUAUGCUUGGCGGGCCGGGUGACCGCGAACGGCAAGGGACAUGACUCUGGAACCGGCCUGUCCUCUGUAAUUUGUACUGUUGUAAGUAUCCACACUCAUUAUUGAACCAUUGGAGAGCUCAUCAGAACUGCCAAGUCACGGCAAUGUUGUAGAAGCUUCCUGACAUCCAUGUUGCCUCAGUUAACAUCAAGGCAUCCUUUUUACUUGCCUUUUUGUGAUUGAAAGCAAAAUCUGGUAUAUCUGCGGGUUUGCUGAUUUGAGCCAUGCCCCAUUUGUGUAUGCAAAUUUGAACAAUGUAUUUACGAGUCCUUCGCUGAGUGAUUGGGGGUGCUGGAUUGUAGUUAUAGCUCAUUAUGUAUUGGUUUUACUGUUUAUUCUACUGAAUGGAAAUUUAAGCAGUUUUGACAAAAGGCAAAAA